UAUAAAUAUACAAGAAUAACAAGUGUUAAUUAGAACCAAACUCCCUCAGCUGUGUUGUUGUGGUCGCUCCUUCUUCAUGCGAUCCCUCCGUCGUGAGGAUAACCGCCAAAAUGUCGGGAGGACUAAAAGUUAUGAGCCUUGAGGAAAAUGAUGUGACACGGUUCCUGGCCGCGUCAACACAUUUGGGCGCCAACAAUGUAAACUUCCAGAUGGAACAGUACGUCUUCAAGAGGCGUCAGGAUGGUGUUCACAUCAUCCAUUUGCGUAAGACUUAUGAGAAGAUUCUGCUUGCUGCACGUGCAAUUGCUGCAAUUGAAAACCCUGCUGAUGUGUAUGUGAUUUCAUCACGCCCCAUGGGACAAAGAGCUGUACUCAAAUUUGCAAGAUACACAGGUGCCAGACCCAUUGCUGGCCGUUUCACUCCAGGAGCAUUCACUAACCAGAUUCAGGCUGCCUUCCGUGAACCACGUCUGCUCGUAGUGACCGACCCUGCAUCUGACCACCAGCCCAUUACUGAAGCCUCCUAUGUUAACAUUCCUGUCAUUGGAUUCUGCAACACUGACUCUCCCCUGCGAUAUGUGGAUAUUGCAAUCCCCUGCAAUAAUAAGAGUCCUCGCUCAGUUGGUCUGAUUUGGUGGAUGCUGGCUCGUGAAGUUCUGCGUCUGCGUGGGACAAUCUCCCGUAACCUGCCUUGGGAGACUGAUGUUAUGCCUGACUUGUUCUUCUACCGUGACCCUGAGGAGCAGGAGAAGGAAGAAGCUGCUAAAGCUGAGGCUGCCAAGGCUGAAGCAGAAGCUGCUAAGGCCGAGGCUCCAGCCCCAGAAAAUUGGGCCACUGAUGUAGCUGAAGCUGAAGCACCAGUUGCUGCUCCUGCUGCUCCCGUUGCAGCUGGUGCUGCUCCUGCUGCUCCAGUGGCUGUUGCUGGUGCUGCACCUGCUGCUCCAGCUCCAGCUGUUGAAGAUUGGGGCCAAGCUGGUGAUGAUUGGGCUGCUGCUGCUCCUGCUGGAACUGGAGAGGAAUGGGGCGGUGCAACCGAUACCGCUUGGUAAACAUGCCAAUAAAUACUACUAUUGAGA
Homarus americanus (American lobster) is the source of this 1076-nucleotide messenger RNA. RefSeq names its product 40S ribosomal protein SA-like (gene sta). Lineage: Eukaryota; Metazoa; Arthropoda; Malacostraca; Decapoda; Nephropidae. Gene Ontology annotation, biological process: ribosomal small subunit assembly; cytoplasmic translation. The record is from RefSeq and is a predicted model, not a curated record. The coding region runs from base 111 to 1049 and encodes 312 amino acids. Gene Ontology annotation, molecular function: structural constituent of ribosome. The transcript has 7 exons. Gene Ontology annotation, cellular component: 90S preribosome; ribosome; cytosolic small ribosomal subunit.